This is a messenger RNA of Harpegnathos saltator (Jerdon's jumping ant), 2099 nucleotides long. It is a transcript of the gene Phm, whose product is annotated as Peptidylglycine-alpha-hydroxylating monooxygenase. The transcript has 3 exons. The coding region runs from base 155 to 1147 and encodes 330 amino acids. Gene Ontology annotation, molecular function: oxidoreductase activity, acting on paired donors, with incorporation or reduction of molecular oxygen, reduced ascorbate as one donor, and incorporation of one atom of oxygen; copper ion binding. The record is from RefSeq and is a predicted model, not a curated record. Gene Ontology annotation, biological process: peptide metabolic process. NCBI's taxonomy places the organism in Eukaryota, Metazoa, Arthropoda, Insecta, Hymenoptera, Formicidae. Gene Ontology annotation, cellular component: extracellular region; membrane.
GCCUUGACGUAUUCUUUGUUAUUUACGUCACGCGGUGCGAUUGUAGUCAACGUGUUAUAUCGACCGACCUGUAGCAUUUGACAGGUGGCUAAGUAGAACUUGACGCAGCUAAGUAGAAUUUGACGUGUAGCUUUACCCAUAUUAUCUUUCGAAAAUGUGGGAAAAAUGUGUGCUGAUAUGUUGUUUUACUAUUUUCUUCAAGUUUAUGUCUUGUUAUGCCGAUAAGUACUCUCUUCUUAUGCCCAAUGUAAAGCCAAACACGCCUGAACUGUAUUUGUGUACUCCAGUCAAGAUAGACCCUACAAGAAAUUACUAUAUAAUUGGUUUUGAACCAAAUGCAACAAUGGGAACAACCCAUCAUAUGCUUAUCUACGGUUGCAAAAAGCCAGGAAGCUCAAUGCCUGUUUGGAAUUGUGGAGAAAUGGCACAAUCUAUAAACAAGCAUAACACUGCACCUCCUUGUAGCCAAGGAUCUCAAAUCAUCUAUGCAUGGGCAAGGGAUGCUCCAAGAUUGGAUUUGCCAGAAGGAGUAGGCUUUAAAGUAGGUGGUGACUCUCCCAUACAGUACCUGGUCUUGCAGGUACACUACGCACAUAUUGAUCACUUUAAAGAUGGCAGUACAGACGACUCUGGCGUAUUUCUGCAUUACACGACUCAUCCAUUGAACAAGCUCGCUGGUGUAAUCUUAUUAGGGACAGGUGGUAUUAUACCAGCCAGAAAAAUAGAACAUAUGGAAUCGUCGUGUGUCAUAAAAGAAAACAAAACUAUUUAUCCAUUUGCUUAUAGAACACAUACUCAUUCAUUGGGUAAAGUAGUAUCAGGUUACGUAAUAAAGCCAAACAAUAAAUGGAUCGAAAUCGGUAAGAGAGAUCCUUUAACGCCUCAGAUGUUUUAUCCGGUAACUAAUAAAGUUCCAAUCACGUACGGAGACAUAUUGGCAUCUCGUUGCACGAUGAAAAAUACGCGCGAUAGAGUAACCUUUAUAGGUGAAACGAAUCAGGAUGAGAUGUGUAAUAUGUACAUUAUGUAUUACGUCGAGAACGACACUCCGCUCGAGCGAAAAUACUGCUUUACUGCAGGACCGCCUAGUUACUAUUGGAAGGGCAGAUUAAAUAAUAUUCCUGAUAAAGAGGCAUCCAGUAUAUAACGUAUCAAAUUAUGUCGUUCAAUACAAUGAUGAAUCAGUUUUAUAUUAUUACGAAUUGAGCAAAUCUAAUCUGAAUCUAAUUUUGCUGACUUGUAAAUGCAUUUUAAUUCAACAAGACAUAGAUAUCAAGCCGUCCUAAUAAUUUACGAUUGAUUUUUGAAAUAGUGAGUCGAUUAUUUGUUGCUUUUAAUGCAAUAUGAUUUUUUUUCUUAUUUAUUUCGUUUUUAAUUGAGCAGGAUGUAACUACUAUUUAUCUAUCAGAUACGCGGGUCGUCUCAAAUUAAUUCUUAAAUUAUAUUCGUAGUCAUAGUUGAGGGUUUCGCGAAUCGUGUCGUACUUAUUUCAUAUAAUCUUUAAGAGACUUAUUGUCAAUUCAUGAAAAGAUUGGACAUCCAUGUUUAUCAAUUGUUAUAAAUGUAAUGCACAAUUGUUUGAAUUACUGUUAUGGUUUGUAUUAUAACCUGCAGUGAUGGACCGUGUAUAUUAACAACAUGGUAUUACCGCGAUAUUAAGUACACAAUAUUCAAAAUUGUCUACAAUCGCUACUUUUUUGGCAGUCAAUUGUCUUGCUGUCUAUCUAAACAAAGAUUGUUAUGAUUCUUAAUGUACUUAGUUGCAAAAAUGAAAAAUUAUUAUUUCAUCGCAAAAUUCAAUCUCAACAAUUUAAUCUCACAAUUUGCGUGAUUUAUUCUCAAAUAUUCUUAUAUAUUAUUUUUGCUAAUGAGAAUCUUUAGACAUGUUUAGACACAGUAAUCUUUAGACACAAUAAUCAGAACGCCAUGCGGAUGUGAUAACGCUAAACUUAGGCCUAGGAUUUUAUUUCGUAUUUAUUGUUUAUAUACGUUAGAGAAAAUCGCCAUUGAAAAUUACAUGUUAUGCAUUUAAAUAAUCUCCAGUCAAUAAUAUACAGAAGAGGCGUUGCGCUUCAAAAUAAUUUAUUUUAUAAAUAUAU